Molecule: messenger RNA, 3582 nt
Organism: Cannabis sativa
Lineage: Eukaryota; Viridiplantae; Streptophyta; Magnoliopsida; Rosales; Cannabaceae
Exons: 6
Coding region: 1953-3416 (487 amino acids)
Source: RefSeq, a predicted model, not a curated record
CAAGUUUUAGAAAAAAGAAAUAAAAAAAGUAAAAAAAAUAUCUGAAUCUCAUUUCACUGAAAGAAAAAAGCAAAAAAGUAAAUUAGAUAGUUGAUGUUAUUAAAGAAUUGAGUAAUAGUUUAAAGAAAUAAUAAGAGAAUGAGAGAGUCUCCAUGUCUGGCUCUUACUGGUUAACAAAAAAAAUAGUGUAUUUCGGGUACACACAUACUAAAUUAUCUUAGCAUUUAAAUGUUGAAGGGUAUUUUCAUAAAUAUUUUAGGGUGAUUUUACAAUGCACCCCCUUAAAAGGGAUGUAUUGAUGCACCCUUAACUUAUUUCGGCAUUCAGAAAAAAAAUUUAAUCUAAUUUUUUUUCAUAUUCAUGUACGUUAUAGCUAUUUAAGAUAUCCUACAAAAUUUUGAGAAAUUCGGAAUAAUUUAUAAUAUAGAAAAUAAUGUUCAAACACUCGAUUUUACACGCGUAUAAAAUAAAAUAGUCACGCGUGCAAUACAAUGUUGAACAUAGAUUUCGGCGUGUUAAACUUUUCCAAAUUUUUUAAAAUUUUGCAGGAUGUCUUAAAUAACUAUAACGUACAUGACCAUGAGAAAAAAUUUGACUGAAAAAUUAUUUCGGAUGCUAAAACAAAUAAGGGUGCAUCAAUGUAUCCAUUUUAAGGGUGUGCAUGGUAGAAUUUUCUAAUAUUUUAUUAAGUGCGCAUGUUGAGGUAAUUUGCUCUUAAAAAAGUCGAGGAAGAAGGCCCAUGCAAAUAAUUGGCAUUACUUGGCCCGCCUGGCACUCGGCCCAGUUAAGACAUUGAGAGAGAGGGAUAAAAGAUUGUUCUUUGGGCCUCCAUUACCCUCACAAACCACAGGGCCCACAUUCUCCACUAAAGGGCACGGGUUGACCGAGUCAACCCAAUUCCUCACCUCUUUCCCUCCAACGGUAAUAUCUUUCUCAAAUAUUCAAAAUUUGUUGCUCUUUAGGCAAAGAAGCAGGAGCCUUUCUCGCCUCCAGAGAACCCGAAAGAGAAACUUCACCAGAAAAAGCAAGCCUCGUCCCAUACAUCGAGGCACACGGACGCAUGACCGGAGCAACACCAUCAGCCAAAACAACAUAAAAGAUCAAUUCUGAAUCAGGCCCAACUAACUUGACAUUACCAUCUUUGUAGUAACAUCUUCUGAGUAUCCUUUUUUUAUUUGCUGAAACUUUCCAUAUUUCCUUAUUCCUGCAAAAUAUCCUCCUUGUCUUUCAAAGUAUCAAUGUCCAUAUGUAAUUUGUAUCACCAAAAUGUCCUCAGCUCAGCUGCUAUCAAUUUGUAUUUAUACUCUGUUACCAGUACAAAAUUUCAAUUAAUGUAAGCUAUUGUUUAAUUAGCUUUUAAAAAUAUUAUUCAUAUUCUCAUUCAUUUCCCAUCUGUUUAUUCCUUACAACCAAACACACCUUAUAGUAGAGCUUUGAAAAUCAAAAUGUUUUUUUUUUGACAAAGGAAAGCUUUAGCUUAUUCCUCAUCCUUGGAAUUGAUUGUAAUUAUAUUAGCAAUAGGAUGAGCUUAAUUAAAUACAUAGCCUUUUCAGAUUGGAGGUCUGAACUGAUCAUUUCCUUAUUCAUGCAAAUUUUUUGUUUCCCACACUAUCAACUCCAUGCACUGCACUUUGUAUCACCCAAAAUGGUUCCACUACACUGUACACGCAUGCUAUCAUUUAUAGCCAAAUAAAUGAGAAAAAAAGAACAAACAACAAAAAAGUGGUUAACAAUAUUAAGUAGCAGAAGGUAUUUUGCAUUUCUCAUUUUGAACUGAGCUAUACAAAGAAAACCAUUCUCUUUUCUCUCUUCUUAGUAGCAGAAGGUAUUUCUUUUUCUUCUCAACUUUCUAUUUUUCUUUUUAAACUUAAUAUAUAUAUGUUUGUGUGUUUACUGUGUUCUAACUUUAUAUACCAAUAAAUUGGAGCUACUUUGGUAAUAGGAUUAGCCUAAUGGACAAAGGAAGGCACAUGAAUGAAAAAAUGGGACUAAACCUUCUCCCAUUUGAAGGAGUAACAGAAACAAUAAAAGUUACCUGUGAUAUGUUUAAUCCACUUCAAAUCACCAGUGGUUGGGAAAAGUACUUAGCCAUGGAAGUUGACAACAGCAAUCUCCACAGAAAUUUGCACAAUAGAUCCAUUUUGAUUAUAGACAAAUAUUCUAAAUGGGAACCAUUCGACGCUUGGAUUCCAUAUCUGGCUGCGAAUCUGUUCAAUCUCUACGUCUGUAAAGAACAGGUUGAGUAUGAAAGUGAAACAAGCAUUGAUCUCAUUGCCCUAUGUUGUCUUGACAUUGCUUGGAAAACAAGAGACAAAUACUUUUCCAUUGGUCAUCUUAAGGCAAAAUAUUGGGAACUCCAUAGCAUAACACAAAGUAAGUGUUAUGAUAUGGAGUUCCAAAUCUUGAACGCCCUUGGAUUUACUAAGAGCUUAGGAGUUGUCACUCCUUUAAGUUUUGCAAGUUAUUUCGAAUCUCUGGUGGGAAUGCAGUUCCAUUUUCACGACUACACUGAUUUAUUCUGUCAAACUAUAGUACAAUUGCAGUGUGAAUAUUGGGUUGCAAAGAUGAGACCCUCACUUAUUGCAGCAUUAGCUGCAUUAGUGAUUUCCACACUAUUUCCUCGGAAAGUUUUUAACCAGUUUUACAAGGCGCUCCAAGAGAACCAAAUCAUCACAGAGGAUGAGUUCUUCUCCUUUUAUCCUGAAAUGUUGAAAGCCUUUCAGAAACGCAAGAUAAAGAAUGAACACUUGAGGUGGUCUCACUCGACAGAAACUUUAUUGAACUUUCCAAUCAAAUGGAAGGUUGGUGUCAAAUGUGUAGGAACAUUUUCGAUAUUUGAAAAUGUAACAAUAGUUGAAGAGCCAAAAUUAGAGCCGAAGUUAGAAAGCUGCAGCACAAAGAAGAAUGAAUACUUCAAAGAAUUGGACAAAAAAAUCGAGGAUAUGCAAAAUAAGUCUAAGAUAGUAGAUGGUCCAUUUGUAGUAAUAGUUUCUUUCACCCUUGCCUUACAAGGAUGGUUUGGGGCCAUAAUUCCAGGGUGUAGCGGUGGUCUUGCCCUUAUAGCAUCGGUACUAACUAUUAUUUCAGGGUGUCUUUAUUGGCUUACACACAUCACAAAUGAGAAGUGGCUGGAACAAAAAUAUACUAGUGAACUUUUAAGGAUGAAUGAGCAUCUCAUAAGUGUUGUUGAGAGUGAUGAUUCGAAUAAUUUCGAGAGUUGGUACCCUAGAAACACUCUCGAGUCAGCUAGCGUUUUCAAAGCCAAGCUUUCAAGCAAACUCAAAGAGGACAAAAAACGGGAAAAGAAGACCAAAAAAUGGGGCAGCCAUAAGAUUGUAGUUGUGCUUAUAAUAGUUCAUAUAUGUGCUAGUGUAGUGAACAUUAUAGGAUUUUACCAGUCUUGUAGCAAGCAUUGAAUCUUGCUUUUAGAAACCAGAUUGUUAUAGUUUUGUGUUUUGUUCUAUUUUAUGUCUUUGUGUUUUAUACUGUGCGAUGUUGAAAGUCACUACUGACUUAGAAAGUUCUAGAAUAGUUAAGUACUGUUUAAAUGAAUGAAGUGAAUUCUAAGACUUGGACCUUAAA